Messenger RNA from Closterium sp. Naga37s-1, 2619 nucleotides. NCBI's taxonomy places the organism in Eukaryota, Viridiplantae, Streptophyta, Zygnematophyceae, Desmidiales, Closteriaceae. The record is from the annotation of a GenBank genome assembly.
AUGUCGCAGGGAACGCAGCCCGGAGAGGACGCGUUCAGCAUAUUGGUGGCGACGGACAACCACCUGGGGUUCAUGGAGAAGGACGAUGUGCGCCGCCACGACUCCUUCACUGCCUUUGAGGAGAUCUGCAAGCUCGCCCACUCGCUGCAGGUGGAUUUCCUGCUGCUGGGCGGGGAUCUGUUUCACGACAACAAGCCCUCGCGCGCCACGCUGGUGCGCACAAUCGACAUUCUGCGGCGCUACUGCCUCAGCGACAACCCCGUGCGCUUCCAAGUCGUCAGCGACCAAACCCUCAAUUUCCCCAACUCGUUCGGGCAUGUGAACUACGAGGACGAGCACUACAACGUGGGCAUGCCCGUCUUCACCGUGCACGGCAACCACGACGACCCCGCUGGCAUCGACAACCUAUCAGCAGUGGACAUCCUGUCGUCGUGCAAUCUCGUGAACUACUUUGGCAAGUCCAACAUGCCGGAGCAUGACGCUGCGCAGAUCACCCUGCAUCCCGUGCUGCUGCGCAAGGGCGCGAACUGCAUAGCGCUGUACGGGCUGGGGUACAUGCGGGACGAGCGGCUGAGGAUGAUCAUGGAUAACCCACAGGGGCUGCAGUGGAUUCGACCGGACGAUCCGGGCACGAGUGAGGACGACUGGUUCAACAUCCUCGUCGUGCACCAGAACAGGGCGGUGCGCAUGACGAAUGUGAAGAAGGUGGUGACGGUGGACGAGUCAGGCUUCGCGUCCUUCCUGGACCUGGUCGUGUGGGGGCACGAGCACGAGUGCCGCAUCGAGCCGCAGCAACCAGCGCGAGCAAAGUACUUCAUAUCGCAGCCGGGGUCGUCGGUGGUCACGCAGCUGGCGGAGGGCGAGGCCAAGCCCAAGCACGUGCUGCACCUGCGCGUCCAGGGAAACCAGUUUGAGACACAAAACAUCGCCCUCACCACUCCACGCCCGUUCGAAUAUGCCGAGGUGUCGUUGAGGGACGCGCAGGGCGUGAACGCCAGGGACCCGGAGGAGCUGGCGGCCUUCCUCUCCGCCACUGUGCAGCGCAUGAUAGCCAAGGCAGAGAGCAGCUACAGGGAGAGGCGAGCAGCACAGCUGCCAGAGGGGCUGCUGGAUGGGGGCGGCAGAGAGGGGAGCAGGGAGGUUCCGGUGCCGCUGCCGCUCAUACGCAUUCGUGUGGACUACUCGGGCUUCUCCACCAUCAACUCGCAGCGCUUUGGGCAGCAGUUCGUGGGCAAGGUGGCGAACCCCCACGACAUGCUCAUGUUCUUCAAGGCGCCCACCAGGAAGCCCUCCACCACCGUUUUGGAGGUGGGCGAGGAGAGGGUGGUGCAACCGGACGAGCUCAAUCAGAGCAACAUCGAGCAGCUGCUCAGAGACAGCAACGUGAAACUGGAGGUGCUGUCGCUGGGCGGGCUGGCUGAGGCGCUGCAUGGGUUUGUGGGGCGCGACGAGAAGCACGCCUUCUCCUCCUUCCUCUCCUCCUCGCUCUCCGACACGCAGGCAUGGCUGGUGAAGGAUCAGGAGGGGGCGGGGCUGAGGGACGACGAGGACAUUCUGCGACUCGUGGAGCAGCGCGUGCUGCAGGACAUGGAGAAGCGGGGUGGUGCUGCGGCGGCGCCUGGUGAUGGCGCUGGCGAUGCAGGAGCAGCGCAGCCGAUGCCCAAUGUGAGUGCAGUUGAGCGAGUGAGGGGCUCAUGCAUGGAGCAGGCGAGCGAGCAAGUGGGUGCUGGAUGUUGGUUCAACUCGCAGCACGUGGCAUGGCAUGUGCCUUGGAAUUGUCAUCUGUGCACCCACCCAUGCAAUCCAUGCGCUGAUCCCUGGCCCUUUCAAUCUGCAGAAUCCAUCCCGUGCCACGCCACGCUGUGCUCCGUGCAAUCUCUCCACUUCCCCGUCCUCCCCACUCCCCACCUUCUCCGCCCUUCCUAUAUCCCCCCCGCGCCCCUCCCUCGCCCUUUCCCCCGCCUGUGCACGGCAGCCAGCAAAGGGGGAGCAGGGGGAAGGGGAAUGAAGCAGGCGACGUUUGAGAGCAUGGGGCUGCGAGGCAGGCCGGCAGCAGGAGCGGCAACAGCAGCAGGGAGGGCAGCAGCGAGUGUGGGCAGCACCAAAGUGGCGAUGGAGGAGGAGGAGGAGAUCGAGGACGACGACCUGGGCGCUCAUGGCGCUCAGGGCGCGCAGGCCACGCAUGGCACGAUGGGUGCGCCACGUGGGGCUGAUGGCAUGAUGGGUGCAGCACGUGGGUUGGGCGAUGUUGACAUGGACAAAGAGGAGGAGGCGGAAUUGGAGGCAGUGGGUCUGGGCUCCAGGGCAUCAGCAGCGCGAGCAGCCUCCCAGCGCCGCUCCACUGCUGCUGCCUCCCCGAUCAGCGUUGGCACGGCAGGAAUGAGUGUGCAGAGUGACGCGGAGGAGAGCGAUGAGGAGGAGCAUGUGAGGCAUGGCGGCAUAGAGGAGGAUGAUGAGGAGGAAGAGGAGGAAGAGGAGGAGGAGGAGCAGAGGGCGCGGGCAAAGAGGGCGAGAAGGGGUGUGGGUGGCGUCACGGGUGGGUUCAGCUUCACACCCUCGCAAGUGAGUAUGGAGGAUGCACACUCAUCACCACCACGUGCCCACACGUGCUGCGAGUGA